AUGAUUGAAGGAAUCGGUGUUAAGCAUUUGAUGUUUACUAAUGAUAUUGCUGCUGGAAGAUGUCCGUUUCGGGCACCAACAAAGAAGAGUCUUGAACUUGCAAAAAUUGCACCAUUGAGUGAUCCGAAAGUCGAGCAAGCAACAAAGAGUGGCAUCAGCCAAGCAAACAUUCCCAUCAUUUUAUCACCAAAUGUAACAGCAACAGCUAGUGAUGCUUGA
Clunio marinus is the source of this 219-nucleotide messenger RNA. The record is from the annotation of a GenBank genome assembly. NCBI's taxonomy places the organism in Eukaryota, Metazoa, Arthropoda, Insecta, Diptera, Chironomidae.